Molecule: messenger RNA, 4382 nt
Organism: Neurospora tetrasperma FGSC 2508
Lineage: Eukaryota; Fungi; Ascomycota; Sordariomycetes; Sordariales; Sordariaceae
Exons: 2
Coding region: 1-4365 (1454 amino acids)
Biological process (GO): activation of protein kinase activity; mitotic G2 DNA damage checkpoint signaling; mitotic DNA replication checkpoint signaling
Molecular function (GO): anaphase-promoting complex binding
Source: RefSeq, a predicted model, not a curated record
AUGGCUGCUUCGGCCUCGCCUUCGCCAGGACGCGCUUCCGGAUCGCGUAGCGCAACACCGACAUCGCCAGUUUUGAAGGCUGCUGACCAGUCAGAUGUCAACAUGUCUGAUAGCUCCGACGAGGUGGAUGAGGAGAUCCUGCGACCAAGAGGCAGAUUUGCUGCCGGAAUGCAGUCAAAGAGCAACCCAGCUCCCGAAUCAGAGUCCGAAUCUGACCAAGAGAUGAGAGAUGAUACCCCGAAGCGACCAUCAGCGAAUUCUCUUGCCAGUGUGACCAAGAGUCUCGUCCAAGAUGACGAUGACGAAGAUGACGACGAGGUUGUAAUGACCCGCCCGAGAAAGUUACAGCAACGACAGCGAAAAAACACCGCGACACCCGAAUCCAAGCCACGAGAUGAACCCACCGCUGCCUCACCCGGCCUCUUCGUCUCUCCCGAGAAACAAACAGCCCAAACGCCCGAUUCCCCGGGCCUUUUUGUCUCCCCUGCGAAACCCUCGGGCCGUCCUGGAGAUGGGUUAGCAAGCGACGAUGAAGAGUUCCCCAGCAUCAGCAACCUCCAGAAGAACCCUCGCUUCCAGGCACUUGUGGAGAAGAAGCGCAAAGAGCGCGAGGCCAGAGAAGCCGAAGAAGAACGAAAGAAGACCGAACGACGGGCAGCAAUGGCAGCUGACGACCGAAUGUCCAUGGAUGAGGACGACGACAGCAACAUAUCCGACGACGAGGGCGGCCGAAAGCUUACACAAAAGGCUGGUACAAAGAAGCCAUCACAACGAAAGGCUAGCAAGAAGGCACUUGAGGAAAUGCACAGGGAGACACAACGCAUGGCAAGAGAGCUACAACUGGCACACGAACCCAAAGUCAAGAACAAGAUCACCAAGGCCACACUAUUUGAAAGGUUCAACUUUCGACCUGCUGGUGCCGCUGCUGCGACUACAGGAAAGCCAGCGAAAGAGUCUGUUGGGCCAGAGUCGCCGGCGACGUCACGGCCAAGUGAUACAGAAAAGGUGCCAGAGAAGGAGACACCCCCAAGCUCCCCUCCAGUGGGAAACAAGCAACCCGACAAGACAGUGGAAGAGCUCGCCACAUCCACCGGCGACCUCCUCAUACAAGAGAACUCGGACGGAGAACUGCCCACUUUCGAGCAAGCUCUCACUCAAAAGAAGAAGCUCGACAAGGGCAAAGGAAAAGCCACCGCCGCCGACUACGAAGCCGAAGUCACCGCUUCCCUCCCCAAAGUAAAACGCAACCUCCGCGUCAAACUCCCGCUCCAACCAUCCUCUAUCCAAGCCAACACCAUCUCCCUCGACGACGACGACGAAGAUGAUGACCUACAAGUCAAACCCCAAACCCGCAAAUCCAAAAUCGACGCCAUCUUCGAUCGCGUCCCCCUCAACCAAACCCGCGAACCGCGUUCCCUUCAAGUCCUCCGCAAACUCGCCCACAUCGACGACCCAGAGAAACUCCCCGCCGCUCCCCUGCCUAAAAACAAACAACACCUCUCCAAGCACCAGCCGCCCGCCAUGACGCCCGGUGCGCUCGAGAUGACGCUUAUCCAGCGCGCUAGAGCGCAAGCCAAGCGCGAGCGUGAGGAGCACUUGGAGAUGCUAAGAGCCAAGGGCGUGGUAGUCCUGACUGCCGAGGAGAGGGCGAAGGAGAUGCAGGAGGUGGAGGAUAUUGUUGCCAGGGCGAGGAGGGAGGCAGAGGAGAUUAUGAAGAGGGAGAGGGAGGAUGCGAAGGAGGAGAGGAGGAAGAGGAAGGAGAAUGGGGAGGAGGAUCCGUUGGGGUGGGAUGAUAGUGAAGAUGAUGAUGCGAGUUAUGUGGGAAGUGAAAAGGGGGAUGAUAACAAAGAAGAGCUGGAGGCGAUUGAGCUUUCAGGGAGUGAAGAGGAUGAGGAAGAAGAGGAAGGCGAAGGGGGGAAUGAGGAUGAGGAUGAGGAUAUGGCUGAGGCUGAUCCGGCUGGUGCACUCUUUGAUGAGAGUGCUGAUGAAUCUGGGAAAGACAACGCCGAUAAACAAAACGAGGAGGAGGAUAAGCUGCCUAGCACCAAAACUGUCCGCCGUCGGCCACGAAAACAAGUCGUUGUUCUCUCCGACGACGACGACGAGGAAGAGGAGGAGGAGCAAGUCGCUUCGUCUAAGCAGCGCAUCGAAGAAACUCCCCGACCAAAGCAGCGUUUCCCCAAAUCCCCAACAUCAGCCUUGCACUCCGGCUCUCCUAGCGUUCCCACCUCUGUCCUGCGUUCUGCGCGCAAGAGCUUCAUCCCCGGCCUGCCAGUCCCUGUCGCCGGUCCGGCCGGUCUCGGCCUCACCCAAAUCUUCGCCGGAACCAUGGAUGACAGCCAACCCGGCUCUCCCUCCCAAUUCGCCGGUAGUUCCCCCUCUCAACCUCGUCCGACCUUCGACAUCGACCUCACCGACAUCCCCGACUCCAACUUCUCCCAAACCGCGAGCCAGCAGCAGCCAGAAGACAAUAUGAUCCUCGACAGCCAACCCUCCCUCCCUACUCGCCCGCAGGCCGCCAAAGACAAGGAGGAGGAGACCCAGGCGGCAUUGGAAACCCAGGGCGUCCAGCUCGGCUUCUCCCAGUCCGAGUCGCAGAUGCACGGCUUCGACAGCUUGCUGAACCACCCGGCGUUUAAUAUGACGCAAGGGUCGGAGCUGAUUGAGCCGACGCAAGACCAGGGGUACAAGGAUUAUACCCCGUUGAAGCAGAGGUUUGUUGAUGCGCCGUUGCCGCCGCGUUCGACGGUUGAGACGGUAUUAGUUGGUGGGAAUAGGAGUAGUGGUUCGCUUAUGACUGCCUCAAACUCGACACCUGGUGGAAGCGGAAGUGCUGGUAGUGUUGGGGAGAAUAGUCCGUCGGGGAAGAGGCCGUUGGGGAGGUUGAGAAGAAGGGGGGAUGUGAUUACUGGGUCUGCAUUGUUCAAUGCGUCGACUUUGGAUGAGGAGGAGGAAGGAGACGGUGAUGAGGAGAUGGGGGAUGCUGGUGACGAUGACCGUGAGGCUGAGAAGGCCAAGUCGGCCUUUGAGAAGAUGAAGAGAGCUGCGGAAAGGGAGAAGAGGAGGAAGGAGGCAAAGAAGAAGAGCAAGGCGAGGGAGAUGGUGGAAGAGCAGGCUGAAGAGUCUGAGGAUGAGUAUGCGGGGUUGGGAGGCAUAGAUGGAGAGGGUAGUAGUGAUGAGGAGGAUGAGGAGUUGGUCAAAGAGAUGAUUGAUGAUGAGACGAAGGCUGGGGAGGGCGAUGAGAGAAAGUUGGCUGCCUUUUAUGCCGACCGUGAACGUGCCUCGGACGAGAAGCAAGUUGAGAAGCUUUUCCAUGAUAUCACCACGGGAAUGCUCCGUCGCAAGCGCGCCCGCGGCGAAGGCGGCGAUUGGAAUGACCUCUCAGACGAAGACGACGGCGGCGAGGCCCGUCGCCGGAUGAAGAGGCGACAGUUUGCCAAGAUGCAGCGGGCUCUUUUGGCCGAUGAGCGUAUCAGCAAGGUCGCCGAGAACCCGAAAACGAAGGCGUUCCUCAGGUCCAUCGAGGAUCGCGGCAGCGACGAUGAGAUGGAUUUCCUCUUUGGUCCCACGGACAAGCCAUCUUCGGUCAUCCCUGCGACGCAAGACUCACAGUCCUCUAGUAAAGACCAGACCAUCCCGGCUACCCAGCCGCAGACGACAACUUCCACAAAUCCCCGCCGCACCAAGAGCGGUCGCAAACCAGCUAACCUGGGCGAAAUCCGCGAGAGUUUGUCUAACCUUCUAGACGAACCACACACUUCCUCCGUCAUCCCCGCCACCGUCCUCGGUUCCGACGACGAAGAAGAAGAGGAGGACAGCAUCCCCGCCACUCCCGGCAAGGAGAAGAAUAACGCGCCACCAUCUAAACCCGCCGCCAACCCUCGCCGCACCGGCUCAUUAGCCAUCGUGGACCGUAUCUCCCUCAAGCGCAACUCCUCCUCCUCCACCUCCACCUCCGCCUCUUCGACAUCAAACCAAUCCAAACUCGCCUUCGCUGCUCCUUCUUCAUCCUUGUCUCAAUCAGCAUUCAAGGUCCCCGCCUUGCUCCGUCGGGCCACCACCAACUCCUCUGCUGCCUCUUUAUCUAGCACCACCACCACCACUCCUGGUCCCUCGGUAUCCGUCUCUACGACGACUAACCCGUAUACCAACAGCAAAGCGGCGGGCGCGAGUGGGUUUGGUGAGGAUGUCAAGAUUAAGCGGACGGCGGGCAAGAUGUCGGGUAUCAAUUAUUUUGCGCGAGAGAACGAGAGGAGGGCGAAGGUCGCGGAAGCGGAGACGAGGAGGCAAGCGAGGAGGUGGAAGGGGGUGGAGGGGAGGGGGGCAAGUGUGAGGGGGUUGCUUGGGAAGGGAGAGUUUGAGUAGUUUUUUUUCUGCCUUUU